AUGAGCGGACCAGGAGCUGGCCACCAAUUUCCCAGCGAGGAGGUGAGCUGGUUAAAGAGAGACCUCCUUCUCUUUGCUAACAGCAUUGGAUGCACAGCUGAAGAACUUCAUUUUCUCUACGAGCUACACCCGAACUUUGCAGCUUUUCCCACAUAUCCUAUCAUUUUACCAUUUAAAUACAAAUCACAAGAAGUCGUCGAUUUUUACUCAAGCAAAGCCUCAAGGGACAUUCCUGGAGUGCCUGCCCUUGAUCCCCGACGUACCGUCGAUGGACAAAGAAAAAUGACAUUUUAUAAACCCUUGCCGGUUACCAGCGAAGGCCGCAAGUUCGAGCUACGAUCCAAGGUCAUCGGCGUAUAUGAUAAGGGCAAAGUUGGCACCGUCGUGGAAAUGGAGAACUUGAUCGUGGAUAAAGAGACCGGAGAAGUGUACACGAAGGUAGUUGGAAGUGCAUUUUAUAUUGGUCAAGGGAACUGGGGUGGUCCAAAGGGCCCUGCGAGCGUCAACUUCUCUCCACCCAAAGGAAAGACCCCUGACGCAGUCCAUGAGUACCAGACCACCGAUAAUACUGCCCUGCUCUAUCGUCUCAAUGGCGAUUAUAAUCCCCUUCACGCAGAUCCAGUGCCAGGGAAGAAGAUGGGUUUUGGUGGCAUCAUAAUCCAUGGCCUCUUCAGUUGGAACAUGGCUGCCCAUGCCGUGCUUGAGAAGCUCGGAGGCAGUGAUCCAAAGAACAUAAAGGAGUUCCAGGCUCGCUUUGCCUCUCCGGUUCGACCUGGAGAUAAGCUGGUGACAGAGAUGUGGAGGACAGGUAAAUCUGAGGACGGGUUCGAAGAGGUUAUUUUCGUCACCAAAAAUGGACAAGGCAAGGUUGUCUUGAGCAAUGGCCGUGCUCUUGUGAGGGUUGUAGGGGGUAAGAGCAAGCUGUAG
Microsporum canis CBS 113480 is the source of this 927-nucleotide messenger RNA. Its product is annotated as peroxisomal dehydratase. The record is from RefSeq and is a predicted model, not a curated record. Gene Ontology annotation, cellular component: peroxisome. Lineage: Eukaryota; Fungi; Ascomycota; Eurotiomycetes; Onygenales; Arthrodermataceae. The coding region runs from base 1 to 927 and encodes 308 amino acids. The transcript has 5 exons.